CCUUGUAAAUACUGUUAUUUGUAUAUACUGUAAAUGAUGACAUCGGUGGGCACCAACCGAGCCCGGGGAAGCUGGGAGCAGACACAAACACAGACCCAGGCACAGCACAAGCAGAGGCCACAGGCCACUGCGGAGCAAAUUCGACUUGCGCAGAUGAUCUCGGACCACAACGACGCCGACUUUGAGGAAAAAGUGAAACAACUGAUCGACAUCACAGGCAAGAACCAGGAUGAGUGUGUGAUUGCACUGCACGACUGCAAUGGGGAUGUCAACAGAGCCAUCAACGUGCUGUUGGAGGGGAACCCAGACACGCACUCCUGGGAAAUGGUUGGGAAGAAGAAAGGCGUGUCGGGACAGAAAGACAGCGGACAGACGGAACCCAGCGACGAAGGCAAAGAGAACCGGGAAAAAGAGAGGGACUUCAGCCGGCGACGGGGGAGCGGCCUGCCCCGAAGAGGCCGUGGAGCCAGCCGUGGGAGAGAAUUUCGGGGUCAAGAGAACGGACUGGAUGGUAGCAAGACAAGUGGAUCUUCAGGCAGAGGCACGGAGAGAGGGCGACGGGGACGUGGGCGAGGCAGAGGCGGAUCCGGACGACGAGGAGGAAGAUUUUCUGCCCAGGGCAUGGGGACUUUCAACCCCGCCGACUAUGCAGAACCCACCAGCACGGACGAAAGUUACGGCAAUAACAGCAACACAUGGAACAGCACGGGAAGCUUUGAGCCGGACGAUGGGACGAGAGUUGAUUACAUUAGGGGCGAGGGGUCAAAUUACCCCCGAAAAUUUGACACUGCUCCUGGUGCGUGGAGGACAGCAACGGAGGAGUGGGGGACCGAGGACUGGAAUGAAGAUCUUUCAGAAACGAAGAUCUUCACUGCCUCCAACGUCUCCUCGGUGCCGCUGCCUGUGGAAAACGUGACCAUCACAGCUGGACAGAGAAUCGAUCUUGCAGUGCUCUUAGGAAAGACACCUUCCUCGCUGGAAAACGAAUCGCCCAGCGUGGAUUCCUCCCAAGCGCCGCCGACGCUCAACCAGCCCCUGGUGUUCAGCAAUUCCAAGCAAAGCACCGUCUCUCAGUCCAAUUCGGCAAACACCUUCCCCCACCACGGCAUGGUCGGCGUGCUGGGAAAGGGCUUCAGCGAAGUGGGGGAGGGGAAGAGCAGCAGCAGUACCACCACCACCACCACGACCGGCUCCCAGUUCCUGGAGCAGUUCAAGACCGCCCAGGCCCUGGCCCAGCUGGCGGCCCAACAUCCACAGCCGUCUGGAAGCAGCAACGCGGCCUCCUCCUGGGAUAUCGGCAGCAGCACCGGCCAGUCCUCCUCCCUUGUGCAGUAUGAUCUAAAGAACUCCUCCGAAUCGGCGGUGCACAGCCCGUUUGCCAAGCGGCAGGCCUUCGCCCCCACCUCCACCAUGAUGGAAGUGUUCCUCCAGGAGAAGCAGCCGGUGGCCACGGCCUCCUCCGUUUCGGCUCCGCCACCCCCGUCCUCCCCCCUGGCCACCAAAACCAACCCAGUCUCCCAGAUGUCCCCGGACUCCUCCAGCCCUCAGCCGGCCCAGCAAAAAUUAAAACAACAGAAGAAGAAGGCCUCCCUAACAUCAAAGAUCCCGGCUCUGGCGGUGGAGAUGCCUGGCUCGGCAGACAUUUCGGGACUCAACUUGCAAUUCGGGGCUUUGCAGUUUGGCUCGGAGCCCGUCCUCUCCGACUACGAAGCCCCCCCUGCCACGAGCACCGCUGUCAGCCAGCCUCCCAACAGCCUCUACACGAGCACAGCAAGCGAGUCUCUGUCCAGCAUUUCCUCCAACAAGACCCAGGAGCCGGCAUUCCCAAGUGGCAGCAUGCCUACAGCAACGUAUACCUCCCAGAACAGUGCUCAGGGACCACUGUACGAGCAGAGAUCCACUCAGACCCGGCGGUACCCCAACUCCAUUUCGUCCUCGCCCCAAAAAGAUUUAAGCCAGGCCAAGAACGGCUUCAGCUCGGUGCCACCUACGCAGUUGCAAACCACCCAGGCAACUGAAGGUUCUGCCGGGUCUGCUGUCAAAUCCGACUCCCCUUCGGCCCCCAGCAUCACAGCCCCCCUGAGCGACCCCGUGUCGGCCGCAUCCCUGCUGACCACAGCCACCCAGCAUUCCUCCGUGCUCAGCAGCCUGAACCACGCCGAGGAGCUCUCGAACACAGCUGCCACGCAACACAGCAGUACCUUACCCGCCCAACAGAACAGCCUCUCUUCUGCAACCUGCUCUGGUCGCACGUCGACUUCGACUCUCUUGCACACCAGCAUGGAGAGCGAGGCCGUGCUCCACUCUUCUGCAAGCACUUUCUCCACCGCCUCCAGUACUGUCUCGGCCCCCCCGCCGGUGGUCAGUGCCCCCCCAAGCCUGAGCAGCGUCAGCAGCCUGGGCCUGAGCCUCAGUAAUAACUCCACCGUGACGGCCACGACCCGCAACUCCAUAGCCACGACGUCAGGAAAGGCUCCCCCCAACCUGCCACCCGGCGUGCCACCCCUGCUGCCGAACCCGUACAUCAUGGCGCCAGGGCUGCUGCACGCCUACCCGCCUCAAGUUUACGGCUACGAUGACUUGCAGAUGCUUCAGACAAGGUUCCCAUUGGACUACUACAGCAUCCCCUUCCCCACCCCAACUACCCCACUGACCGGAAGAGACGCAAGCUUGAAUAGCAACCCUUAUUCUGGUGACCUCACGAAAUUUGGCCGGGGCGACGCCUCUUCCCCCGCGCCGGCCACCACGCUGGCUCAGCCUCAACAAAACCAGACACAAACCCAUCACACCACCCAGCAGACGUUCCUCAACCCGGCCCUCCCGCCCGGCUACAGUUAUACCAGCCUGCCCUACUACACUGGGGUUCCUGGGCUGCCCAGCACCUUUCAGUACGGGCCCGCUGUCUUUCCUGUCGCCCCUACUUCUUCCAAGCAGCACAGCGUCAACGUUAGCGUGAAUGCCUCGGCUGCCCCAUUUCAGCAACCCAGUGGUUAUGGGUCCCACGGAUACAGCACGGGAGUUUCUGUAACAUCCAGUAACACAGGAGUGCCUGAUAUCUCCGGCUCUGUCUAUUCUAAAACGCAGCAGUCCUUUGAGAAGCAGGGAUUCCACACUGGCACGCCAGCGGCCUCCUUCAACUUGCCAUCGGCGCUGGGCAGCGGGGGGCCCAUCAACCCUGCCACGGCCGCGGCCUACCCCCCGGCCCCCUUCAUGCACAUCCUGACCCCCCACCAACAACCUCACUCCCAAAUUUUGCAUCACCAUUUGCAGCAAGACGGGCAGAGCAGCACCGGCCAACGCAGUCAAGGCAGUUCCAUUCCUCAAAAAUCGCAGGCUAACAAGUCGGCCUACAACAGCUACAACUGGGGCGCCAACUGACACACACACACACCCCCCACGGCAGCAGCAGCAGCAGAGUGACACUUCAACCAAGAGACCGGCAGAAGAAUGACAGCGACC
Molecule: messenger RNA, 3459 nt
Organism: Protobothrops mucrosquamatus (brown spotted pit viper)
Lineage: Eukaryota; Metazoa; Chordata; Lepidosauria; Squamata; Viperidae
Gene: UBAP2L
Product: ubiquitin associated protein 2 like
Exons: 27
Coding region: 34-3378 (1114 amino acids)
Cellular component (GO): cytoplasm; nucleus
Molecular function (GO): protein binding
Source: RefSeq, a predicted model, not a curated record